CGUGCAAAGGAAAUGUGACUAGAGGGGUCAGAAGAGGAUAAAUCGUGAAAUCUUUGAAUUCUAGGCCAAGACUUUGGGUUUGACUCUGUGUCAGUGGGAGCCAUUGAUGGUUUUGGAGGAGAGUGAUCUGAGCCCUGCUUUAGAGUGAUUUCCGCGGUGUUGCGUGCAAGGGAAGGCAUGGUGUGGUGUGCCUACUGUGACUUCAGAGUCAGACCCCCACUGGCUGUGGGCUUCCACCUGCAUCAGGCAUCAAAGGUUGUGGAUGGAUUGAGGACCUCAUGAGAAAAUGGGUGCAAAUAACCCAAUUUUAAUGGGAUGGAAAUUUUCCAGACCCAGUGCAAUUUGAUUUUUGCAGUUUGUGUUUUUAAAGAGGUCCCGAUUCUAAUGUCAGCAACUCUGGAAGAGGAACUAAUGAAGGGCAAACUUAAAUGCACGAUGCAGGCACCCCCAGGUCAUCUGUGCCAUGAGGAUUUGGGAAACUCAAAGAGCAUUGUAAAAUGCAUAUAUUUUAUAAAUAGAUUCCAGUGCCCUCAGCUUGCUAGUUGGUAAUCCCUGUAUCCAGACUGUUGCUAGAGUAAGUCACGUCUCCUGGGGAUUCAGUGUGGUUUGGGACUUUGAAGGGACCUCACACUGUUUGGCUGAAGCUGCUGAGGUUCAGGGGUAGAAGUGCCACUCUGGCAGGCGGCGGCGGCAGGGUUGGGAGCUACAAGCUACGUUGCCUGCCUCUGAGAACAUUCUUUCCCCUGUGGUCCACCAUGUGGCCCCACUGCUUACUUUUGUUCACAUUUCUCCCUCCUGGAAGCCUUUCCCUCUGGGGGUAGAGAUGGGAAGGAAGCCUGCCCUUGGAGACUGACAAUCACAGAACCAGGUGGGCCAGCACCCACCUGGCCUAUGAACCCUUGUUGUAACCAUGGGAACCUCGUAGCUUGGAAAGGAGGGGUCAGGUAGCCCAGGCCACAUGAAAAGCUGUGGCUGGUCCAGCCCUGGCAUCAGCUUUUCUGGUUCUGUCUGCUGUCCCUUUUUUCCCAUACCUCACUUGCAAUAGAAGAGGAUGAAGCCGUGCUCGCUGCCCUGCAUGUUGGGUGGUCUGGAACCAUUCAGGAUGAUAUUGAGCCCUCAGACUCUCCCAGAGCAAGGAACCCCUGGCUUCACAGGAUGUGGGAUCUCAGAGGCAGCCCAGAGGCGGGGAAUGGAAUGGAAUGCUUCUAAGGAAGAGGGACUCUCCGUAUUUUCUCUGGGGAAUUUUCUAACAUUGAGAUCCAAGAAUGAAGUUGGAGGUGCCUUUCUUUUCUUUAAGAAGUAAUCAUUUCCAAGACUAGCCUCCUUUCUCCGUUGUUUCUGCAUUACUGAAACACAUGAAUACCCUUUCUUAAUUAGAUGAAGAAAUUAAAUUGAAGCCACUGCUCACAUACCUGCUGGGUAGUGGGGCUGAAGGAUAGAGCUUAUUACAAUUUCCUGACCCAGCUAUCUGGCCCUGGGCCAGCGUCUUAACCUCCCUGGAUGGCUCCAGUUUUUUGAGGAUAAAACUGAGGUGUUGGUGUAAAUAUUUUCCAAGAUCCAGAAAUAAAAAUGUACUGUUGGAUCAUAUUUUUUUUCCAGGAGAAUAAAUAUUACAGGACGACUCACCAAGUACAACCAUUCGUAAGGGUUUGUUUGUUUCCCAAGAGAAAAUAUUUUAACUUUCAGAAGAGUGGCUUUUUUCCAAAGUGAAAUGGUGAGAAAUGAAGCUUUGAGGAGGGUGGCUCAUUGCUGGUAGGAGCCUUCACCUUGCUUCACUCCACAGAUAACCCAAGACCUGAAUUUAAAGGUGCCUACUUCCUGGAUGUUCCGUAGAACUGGAAGGCAGGCUUUCUCUAAGGAGCAGCCUUUAAACUGGAUGCAGUGUUCCAGACAAAAGCAAGUUCCUUGGUGGCAUGCAGUGUGUCAACCAGUAUUUUAUCAUCUCAGGCAUCCAGUACCCUGCUGACUCUGACAUGCCCCCAGCCUCCCCCAGCUCUGCAGGGAGCCCUGGUGCCAGAGACCUUCUCCCAUUUCUCCCUAUGGGUGCCUGACCUGAGGGCAGAGACAUCUGAGUGUGUAUAAGCACAGCAGGACACCAGGACCUGGCCUGAAGACAUUUCCUCUCUUCCCCUCUGGACUUCUCAGAGACUGUUCUGCGAUGACCACAGCAAGGUACCGGCCCACCUGGGACCUGGCCCUCGACCCGCUGGUGUCUUGCAAGCUCUGUCUUGGGGAGUACCCAGUGGAGCAGAUGACAACCAUAGCCCAGUGCCAAUGCAUCUUCUGUACUCUGUGCCUGAAACAGUAUGUUGAGCUCUUGAUCAAAGAAGGAUUAGAAACCGCAAUUAGCUGCCCAGAUGCUGCCUGCCCUAAACAGGGCCACCUACAGGAGAACGAGAUUGAGUGCAUGGUUGCAGCUGAAAUUAUGCAAAGAUAUAAAAAGCUACAAUUUGAAAGAGAGGUGCUGUUUGAUCCCUGUCGGACUUGGUGCCCGGCGUCCACCUGCCAAGCUGUGUGUCAGCUCCAGGACGUGGGGCUGCAGACCCCCCAGCCAGUGCAGUGCAAAGCCUGCCGUAUGGAAUUCUGCUCCACCUGCAAAGCCAGCUGGCACCCUGGCCAGGGCUGCCCGGAGACCAUGCCGAUCACCUUCCUCCCCGGGGAGACCAGGUACCCUUUGUACACAAGCUGCCACCAAAGGCAUGGCUGUGGGCCAGGAGAAGCAGGCGUGCUUUCUUCCUAAAAGUGCUGUUACAGUUGCUGCUUUCAAAAUGGAAGAAGAUGACGCGCCCAUCAAGCGCUGCCCCAAGUGCAAAGUCUACAUUGAGCGAGACGAAGGCUGCGCGCAGAUGAUGUGCAAGAACUGCAAGCACGCCUUCUGCUGGUACUGCCUGGAGUCUCUGGACGAUGAUUUCCUUCUGAUACACUACGAUAAGGGACCCUGCCGGAACAAGCUGGGCCACUCCCGGGCAUCGGUGAUCUGGCAUCGGACACAGGUUGUGGGCAUUUUUGCAGGAUUUGGGCUGCUGCUCUUGGUGGCCUCACCUUUCCUACUCCUGGCCACUCCCUUUGUACUUUGCUGCAAGUGCAAGUGCAGUAAAGGUGAUGACGACCCGUUACCCACCUAGAGGAAGCGCGAUGCUGGAACACAUCCCUGCCUCCGGGAAGUGUGGCUCUCCCCCAACCCUCCCCACCGUCCCCCCUUCACUAAACAUCUUUCUUGCCUUAUGUGCCCCAUUGAGCUUCACAGUGUCAGGCUGGACGCCGUGAUUUCAGGGACCUAUGUCACAACGUUCGCUGAGGCCCCAGGUGUGGUGGGGAGGGGAGGCAGGUGUGGGUAGCGCACAUCCCCACAGAUCAAUCUCUGCAGAUGACAGGGAGGUGCUGUGAGAAGUGCACCAGGCAGCUUUCUCUCUGUGGUAGACUAGGCAUGUCUGGGGAUGGCCUAAGAGACUUUCUGCUCCUCGGCUUCUAGAUGGCACCAUGUUGUCAGAGAAGUCUUUUAAGGACUGCCACUCUCUUCAGACAGAAUCUGAUUAUUCCAGCUUGAGAGAAGCACUCUGUUUAUGACAACUGUUUUUAUUACUAAUGGCAUUUAGUAAAAUCCUUUUUAGAAGGUAUUUUUUUUCCAACUGAGUAGUGAAAAUCAACAAGGUGCAUAUAAACCAUCCUAUGCCUUUCUUGAAAUGUGCAUUUUAAGAAGUGAUAGUUAAACGACUUUUCAGGAGAUUUAGAAAGCCUUAUGCACUCUUUGUGUUUUUCUUGAAACUUGCUGUAAUAACUUUUUGAACGCUGUAAGCUGUGUACUGUUAUAAAUGUGCUUCCUAUAUUGUUGCAUUUCCUUGAUAAUAUUGACGUGUUUAAAGGAACAUCUCAUCUCCAUUAGAUUUGCCUUUUGUUGUUUUCUCUCUUUGGUGAUUCAGCUCAGCUCAUGGGCCUCAUCCCUUCUCUCCCAGGUAGCAGAAAAUGCUUUUUAUUGUAUUCAAUCCCACUGCUUUGCUCAGCAAUGGUUCUCCUCCGAAUUGCUGCCAUCUGGCCUCUGGCCUCAGUCUUCAGAUAGACAGUAAGAAGAAAGCAGCCUCAUUGAUCCGCAGACGUAGGGGCUUCUUGGCAGAGGCUGGGGGACUCUGGGGGCUAGGGAAGAGCCUGCCAGAUUUUCACAUUUUUAAAAUGUUCUAGUCAUUUUGAGAAAUCAUAUAUCUUACACAGUUCCAAGUCCUGUUGCUAACCAUUUUGCUCUUGUUGGGGAAAAGAACCUCCCAUUUCACUUCGUUUUAACGUGGGGAUUUUACCACUUGAUCUUUUACGGGGCUGUCUGUGACCAUUUCCAUGGCAGCAGGAUGCAGGGAUUAAUAAGGACACACACACAUUACUCCACCAAUUGACUUUGAAAAGUGGAGAAAGUGUAUUCUUUAAAGAGAAUUUACUUCUAAAAGCCACAGGUGCUUUUACAAAGCAAACUGCAUUGAAUUUAAAACUUCUAAAAAUAACAGGCAAAUAUUGUAGAUAUAUUACAGUGGGAUUUUAAAAAUCUUGUUAAACAUUCUAUAAAGAAGUAAAACAAAAUCCUUUUAUCUCAGUUAUUUGCCCAUCACAAGCACAUUUUUAAAAUGUUGCUUUGUGUGUGUUUGACUUCUGCAUUUGAGUAUCAGUCUCAGGUCCUAGUUUACUUUCCCUGGUUGGAAAUUUAUUUCUUAUUUCCUAACAUUGAAUUCGUUAGAAGAAACAGCGUCACCUCACUCUUCACCUGUCAUGUUGAUUUUCCUUAUGAACCCGAAGCCAUUUAGAAAAUCCCUGUGUGUCAAAAUUACAUUCAAAAAGCUCUCCUUGUAAUUGCAAGUUUAGUAACUCAGUAAGAACAUGCCUGCGACUCCCUUUCUGGAUGGAACCUGGGCUGUGGCUCUCUGUCGUUUGUGGUGCUGUGAUGGUGUCUACUGUUAGAAUAGCUUUUCUGGAGGUGAGUGGCAACUCCACGCGGAGUCAUUGGCUGGGCUUGAGCCCUCAGCCUGUGAUAUGUGGAUGCAGCUGUCCAGCCACUGCCCUUUAACAUGCCCAGCACACAUGGGAGGCCUGUGGCCCUGUGUCCAGUGGCCCACAGGACACGCCUCCACCACAUGCUCAUCCUUCCUGCCUGAAAUUGCUGCUGCCCAUCGCAUGAGCCCACACAGUAGCACCCCCGUCCUUAGGAUGAGAGUCAGAGCCUUUGGAAAGGCUGCAUCCCCAGGGCUAGAGCUCAGAUGACCUUAUUUCUAGAGGGACAGGCUGUUCUGUUGGAAGAGUCUCUGGCCCAGUCAUGCACAUCUGUAGCCCCAGCCAUCCUUGUGCCUUCACCUCUGAUGUGUUUCACAAGCACGUAGUUCAACCCAGAUAGGGACCACAGAGAUUCUGGGGCCAGCCAGGGGCAGUCAAAUUAGCACCUACUGGCUCUGACUUUUUGUAUGAAGCAUGCCUCAGUUUCCUCAUUUUGAUCUAGAUAUAAAAUUAAAAUUGUCCAUUUCCUAUAUAAAUACCAGCAAGAUCACUCUGAGAUACAUAAACUCGCAUUUCCUUCUGUUUUAGUAAGGAGUGCCAGACUUAUCUUUGAUGGGAAUACAGUAUGAACCCUGCUUGAUGUAAAACGGAAAUAGCACACAGGCAGAUGGCCCUAGGUUUGGACUUUGAUCUUGCCAUCAUUCCCCAGUAAAACCUGGGGAGUUCUGCAUUGAGUGGACGGACUUAUUCCUGUGAAGCGGCAUAAUUUGUCUCCAUUGAAAAAUGGCAUUCACUCUUACAGAUGGUGUUCACUGCAAGCCCCAGAAGCACAUGGCAUGUGUUCACUAAGAGGCCUUUAAUCCUGGGGAGUAAGGGGCGAAGGCCCUUAGACAACCAUGGCUGCUGCACUGCCGCCCAGGGUGAGUGGCCAGUGAGGACUGGCCUUAGCCCAGUGGACCUGUGGCUUCUCUGAGGCCCUUGAGUAACUGACCACAUUUGGAGGUUUUGCUGGAAAUGCCUGACCUCUCGGUCUGGCUCUGCUGUGUAGUCCAUAGCCUAGCCAGAUGAGCUUGCAGCCUCACAGGAGGUCAGCACCUUGCAAAGAUGCAGUCACCAUAGAUGUCCACGUAGCAGAGACUGACUUAGGAUCUGAGAUAAAGCAUCAGAUUGCAGGAAUAACUGUCCAAAUUAGUUCUUCCUCCUCAACUCACAGGAGUAGCUGUGGACAGAGGAACCAACAUCUGCCACCUCUGGCAUUUUCUUUCUUUCUUUUUCUUUUUGAGAUGGAGUUUCGCUUUUGUCCCCCAAGCUGGAGUACAAUGACAGGAUCUCGGCUCACUGCAAGCUCUGCCUCCCGGGUUCAAAAGCGAUUCUCCUGCCUCAGCCUCCCAAGUAGCUGGGAUUACAGGCACCCACCACCUCACCCAGCUAAUUUUUGUAUUUUCAGUAGAGACGGGGUUUCACCAUGUUGGCCAGGCUAGUCUCAAAACUCCUGACCUCAGGUGAUCUGCCCACCUCGGCUUCCCAAAGUGCUGGAAUUACAGGCCUGAGCCACCCCACCCGGCCUAUUUUCUUAAAGGGGAACAAAUGAUCUUGACAACAUAUUAUUCCAUAAAACCAGUUUAGGGCACAGGCCAGUUCCUGAUUAGAACACAGGACCUGUGGGAGGGACUAUCAGAGAUGCAAAAAUUACUUCAAGAUGAGUUUAUUGUUUUCAUUUGUAUUGCAAAAGUUAGAAGUCAUUUUACAAAUUAAAAAAACAUUUUUUUCUUGGUAGUCUUUAAAAAUUAGGGGAUUGAAAGGAUCCAGGAUGGGCUUUGUGUGUGUGUCUCAGAUUCUCAUUUAUUAGUGAGCACACCUGUGUAUAUAUAAAAAUCACAAGGAGAUCAUCAAGGGAAAACAUUUUGCAUGUGUAAAGCUUCAUGAAGUUCUCUUUAAAAAAUACCAAAGCUUGUUUAUUUCUGAUAAUUAACCUAAGCCCUUAUGAAAAUAAACAAAAUGAAGGGAUUAUGACAGGUAUUACCAAAAACACCAAAAGGAACAAAGGGGCCUGCAUUAAAACCUAAUUGCUAAUGCUUCACAACUAGGAGAGCAUGCCGUCUUGAUGUUUAAAAAACCCAGGGUCUCCACCCUUCCUUUGAUUUGUGCAAUUCUGUCUUCCACAGUUCCGGAGCCUUCAGUGAGGGGUAGCUACAUGCCCCAUGCCUGCCCUUUCUUUCCUUCUUUGCUCACUUUACUAUGGGUGUAUUUUAAUCUUGUAUAAAAAUAUGCAUGAAUGAGUCAUGCACAUGUAUACGUUAUGUAUUUGACAAGUGGUGGUAAAACAAAAUCAAAACAGAUUUGAUUUGUGUUUUUGAAAUGUCAGUACAUUUUGUGCCACUAACACUGUGAUGUAUAAAAGAGCUGUUUGAAUGCCUUUUAAUGUUGUGUUUUGUACUCUGGAAUCAUAUGGAAAAAGUUUGAUUUGUAAUUUCAAUACAUAUUUUAAAUGUA
Molecule: messenger RNA, 7461 nt
Organism: Pan troglodytes (chimpanzee)
Lineage: Eukaryota; Metazoa; Chordata; Mammalia; Primates; Hominidae
Gene: RNF144A
Product: ring finger protein 144A
Exons: 9
Coding region: 2358-3125 (255 amino acids)
Biological process (GO): protein ubiquitination
Molecular function (GO): ubiquitin-protein transferase activity; zinc ion binding
Source: RefSeq, a predicted model, not a curated record